Molecule: messenger RNA, 5284 nt
Organism: Notodromas monacha
Lineage: Eukaryota; Metazoa; Arthropoda; Ostracoda; Podocopida; Cyprididae
Source: the annotation of a GenBank genome assembly
AGUACGGUAUUGCAGAUGUAGGUUUAGUGCUGUAAGUUAUCCCGUAGCGUGCGUGAAACAGUGAAUACUACAGAGGUGAUGCACAGUGACACUGCGCUUGUCGUCGUUGGAAUUAAGUUGAUUGCUGCGCUGUGAUUAAAAAGAAAAAAAAUUGGAAACCGAGAAUCCACUGUCUGUCCGUCGUGGGGAAACGCGAACAUCAUAAUUCCGUUCAAACCAAAUCUAAGCGAUACCUCGUUCGAAUUAUUUUGAUUGCUGCGCUGUAUCCGGAAACUCGGAGAAUUCACUGUUCUCCGGAGGGAAGCGUGAGCAUCAUAAUUUCGUUUAAAACAAUUUUAAGUGAUACCGAUUGGAAUGGAUGAAGACAGUGAUUCGUCACUACGUUCGAAAUAUGCGUUGCCUCGUCAAUCGUCGAAGUCGUCCACCAAUGGCCGAGCGAAUCGUUCUGCAGCCGACGCGGUUUCUGAUGCUGAUGAAAGCGUUCAGAAAAUGUGUCUUGAUGUCGAACUUAAUGCCCUUCUGCAGAGGAAGGCCGAUGAUCAAAAGCUGACUGUUCGCAAUGUCAAAACCAUUUUGAGACACAUAAUUACGAACGAAGAUGUUCUGAAAAUGGUACGGGAUUCCAUUCAAGGUGAUGAUAUAUCUUUGGAGGAGGAAUCUGACGGAAACAGUUGCUACACUCCCAAGCUUACUCGCGCUAAAUUCAAGGAGAUGAUGCGUGGUUCGCGUUCAACUGUGCAGAAAUUAUCUGUGGACGAUCUUGAAGCGGACGCAGCAGCAGCGUUGCUAUUGAAGGAGUUCGGUGAAGAAGGAAGUUCAAGUGAUGAAGAAUAUAAUCCUGAGGAAGUGGAGAGUGAAGCUGAUAGUUGCACAUCAUUGAGUGAGAUCGGCUCACCUUCUUUUGGUACUCCACGAACACCAACUGUGGAAUCCACGCGUGUGAAGCUAUUGUCAAAUGAAUUUAGUGGACCUCGAAGCAUGAAACAUUCGCCAAUGUCAAUGGACGCAAACGCUUGUUCGCCUUGUGUUUCCACUCCGUCCCGUGAUUCCGUAAAUGCGCGCAAAUCUUUGGAGUUUCCGGUGCCUAAGGAGGAUGUUAUCAGUUUGCGCACGAGGUCGCGCCAUCCCAUGAAAGAUACGACAGUUGAAAGUUUUGAACUUUCGUUUAUCCCUCCGGAUAUAACUCCCGAUAUGUACGACACAGAGGUAGAUAAUCCUGAUUGGGCCGAAUUUCUACGGGAUUUGGUUUUGAAACCACCUCAAGCCGCGGCGGACCCUGCUGAAGACGAUGAUGGUGAUCCAGAAUUCAAUGUUGUAGAAGCUGAAGAACCGCCAGACCCCGAAGAGACGGCCAACACAGCAAGGAUGCGAAUUUCGAAACGAGAGCUUAAUGAUUUGUUGUCCGAACUCUUCGAAGACGAUUUAUUUGAUGAUUUACGUCCGACUCUUGAAAAAGGAUCAGAAACCAAGCCCGAAGAAUCCAAGAGAGCAGAACGAACCUUCGAAUCCGAAUUUGAAAACUUCGCACAGGCUUCAGAAGGGUCUGAUGACGACGAAAGUUUCGACCCGAAAUCAAAAGAACUUUUCAGCCAAAAUCAGCUUGACCUUUUGUAUGACCAAAUGGCGAGACACGUCCAUCUUCUGACACAAACUUGGUAUUUGUGUGCGGGCAGCCCAUGUCUUGAAUAUGUUAGACAUGCAUGUCGAACAUCAUUAAUGGACAUCAAUGAUUUACGUCACGAGCCCCCGGUUUGUGACGGGGAAUCUCUCCCUGUAUCCAAAUCGGUACCCUUUUCCUUCUUCGCCGUUCCCAAUUUACCAGCUGCGAUGAUGGAAAUUGGUGAAAAAGACUCAGAAGAAGUAGAUGAAAAUGUUCAUCCUGACACAAAAUUUGUGCAUAAUCGUUAUCCCGGCUUGAAAAUACCCAUCUCAAUCGCAAAAAAUUUGUUGGAAUCGAGGGCGCUCAUGUUCCCGGAAAUGUUACCUACAAGGAUGCCGUUAUGCUUCGGAAAGAAACCAACUGACCCGUGUCCGUGUUUGAGCAAUCGUGUCCUGUUAUUCUCUCCGGCGGAGGAUCGGCUCAUUGCGCUAGGAUUGCGAGAAUUCCUUCCGAUUGUGGAAAAAAAUUGUCCAUCAAGGUUCAGGGGCGGAAGGAAGAAGACUUGGAUUGGUCUGCGAUCUAUCGCCUUCUCUAGAGCUGCCGCAUUGAUUGAGAAGCACCUCAUGCCCGCGAGGAAUGUGAACCAGAUCGUUGUUCGCGUUAAAAAUGUUUCUUCUACCCGACGUUGCAGUGACGAAAAUCCAUUGUCGGUUUUCGUAAGAACUGGAAUUCUGCCGUCAGUUUCGCAUCCCGAAUAUCUGGUCCAGAGAUUCGUUGAAUCAACUCCGUUGAUAAUUAAUCCCAUUCAGAACUUCCCGAUUGUGUGGCAGAAACUUGUGACUGAUGCAAAGGUGCAUUGCGGCCUUGCUGAACGAAAAUUGUCACCGUUGAAGUCGAAACCUUCUGUGAAACUUGGUCGAAAGUUCAAGAGUGCUCCAAGUUUGAUUCCGAAGAUAGAUUUAUUCGCUCACCUACCGGAGCAAACAUAUGUUGUUAAUAUGAUGCACCAGGAAGAAAAUCAUUCAUUUCCAGAGGACUCCUCUGCGCAUAUGGAACCUGAACCUUUCCCUGCAUCGGAAAGCAACGAAGGUCAAAAAGAUAAUGAUCCAGAACCGAACAAUGACGAUGUUGACGAAUGUGCAGAGUCAAAAAUUCUGCCGGUUCAUCAAGUUUCAAACGAAUUCCUACCAGCUGCUGUUCAGCAGGUUAUUCUGGAAGUUAAUGAUCCCACGUCCAAGUCGAACACUCCAGUACGCAAAUCCAGGACUCUUGUUUCUCGCUCAAAAUCGAAAGAACCUUCAACUCCCGAAGAAAAACCCGUCGAUCCUUUGGAUGAUUUGAUGAAAGCAAGCACAACUGUGAAGAAGCCUACGAGGAAGAGUAAGAAAAUCAAGGAAACAGAAGCUUCGUUGAAAAUGCUGGCUGACGAGGAUCCUGAAGUGGAAGAGCAGCGUGACGAUCAGCUGGUGUAUCAGUUCUUAUUCAAACUGCACGAAACGCUGUCGCAAGAUGGGAAAGACCAUGUUUACAGCCAGUUCUAUAAAAUCAUGCUGGAAUUUGACGACGCCGCGCCGUUGGUGGACCGUAUCAAGUUUUUUCACCGUGUGGAAACCUUUCUCGACGGUUAUCCUGAUCUCGUUUCUGAAUUCCUAACGUUUGUGGGAGCUGACGUGGCAUUUGCCCUCGAUCGCUAUGAAGAAUACAGCUACGCCCAGACGAUGCGAGAGUUUUUGCGUUGCUUAGAGGUACACUUUGCGCAGCAACCCCAGCACGUUCAGAAGAUUACCAAGGCAAUAACGCAGUUGUCGAGCGGAGAGACGGAUUUGGUGACAAAGCAAAAUGUCAGAAGUAUUGUACAACCUUUGUUGCGUGGAAAUCCACAUCUUCUGGAUCUUUUCACUUCGCUGCUAAGGUGUGAGCAGCCUCCUGAAAGCAUGUUUCAAGAAAUAGAUUUCGAAGAAGUGAACAUACUGGGAGACGAAUCAAAUGGCUCAUCGAAUGAUGAUGACACGGGUGAGCAGAAGAUUAUUCAGAAAGACGAUGACAGUAAUUCUGGAGGAGAUGAAGAAAUGAGACUCGUCGAUGAAGAGUCGGAAAGUUUUGGUGGUUCGUCAUGCCCGUGUAAGUGUCACGAUGACGAUGACCCCAAGUUCAAAGCACGUUUGCGGCAUUGUGUUCCGUGCGGAGUGAAAUAUGUGGAAGGGGGUGCCUACGUGAAGGUGGGAAAAACGCUGCGACCAGCUAAGGUUUCGUACAUAUAUCGGCCGCAAGUGAACUCUAAGUCGCCUGAGGAUGCUGAUGGUUCCAAAUCGCCACAGCCAACAAAAACCAGUGCGAAGAAAACAGCGAAGUCAAAACAAAAGAAGGGAACUCCACCACAGAAACCUGGGAGGAAGUCAGAUACCACCCCCCGUCCACGUGGAAAAACCACGCCGCCAGACGAUUCGCGUAGAGGUACGCCCCGUAGGUCUAGCCUAACCCCGGGCAGUGAUGGCCCUGGAUCUCGGAAACGCAAAUCGCUUCCGCAGACAUCACCAGGAGAAAUCCAGACUUCGAUAGCAUCUUCGUCGACAUCUGAUUCUGGUGUCCAGCCAAAAGUUCGAAAAACCUUGCAUUUGUCUGGUAGGAAGAACACCCAGAACUUGACAAAGCAAUUUGCGACGCCUGCAAAAUCUGUCGAGGUACCGAAGCCGCCCGGGUCAUCAGGAUAUAAGCUGCCUGAUUUCUCGUCUAUGGAAUUACCAGGAAUGACUCCUUGGAAAACCGAUCCACUUCAACCGAUAACACAAGAUGACAAUGAUAUGCUUGAGACGCCAAAGCCAGAUUUCAAGUCAUAAUUAACCUUCGAAUUCAGUGGCAGCCGUUCGCGAUUCAUUUUUCUCAGCCGUUGUACCUCUAUUUAAUGAUGAAAAUGAUAUGAGUGGUUUGGUAUCUAAAUUAUGCAACCGCUUUAUUUUGUUAAUUUCUCAACUGGCUACUCUACUAAUCUGGGAACUGGUUUAGGCCUACAGUAUUUCAUAAAAUUACAGUGGGUCGCUGCAUAAUUGUAGCAAAUUGUUCCUCGAUGUGUUUUGUUAUGCAGAAUUUCUGUUAUCCCUUAAGAUUACAUCGUUAAUGAAUCAAUUUGUUUCAGUCACAAAAAAUACCUUAGUAAACCUUGAAAUUUGUUCAUUUUCAGCAUAAAAUUAUGAAUUUAAAAUUAGUUCGCCUGAAAUUGAAGUAAUCAUGGUAACGUGCUAGUGAUUUUCUGGAUUUCCCAAUUUAUAAAGAUAAGAAUAUGUAACAGUAAACUCAUUUAUUUCAUUUCCCUCAUUUUUUUCUUUUCUGAAGUUCGAGAUAAAAUUGUAUGAAAUUAAAUGAAUUUUUGGCCGAGAAACUCUGUAAUGUGAAGCAAUUUCAUUAUGUGCGUCAUUUAUUUUCCUAGGAAUUUUUGUUAAGCGAAUUUUUUGGUACGCAGGUCUUCUGCUGUGUGAGAGUCACUGUAAAAGGAAAUUAUAGUACUGUACAUCAGUCCUGCGUUUUUUUUGAGCGAAAUGAUGAAAGGAAUUUUUGGAUCUAUUACUUUUUUGCCCGCCACUUAUUUCUUUCUUGCUCUGGAGCUAUCUCCGCGUUGUUCUGUCUUUUCUGUCUUAAGGUAUCCUUUGUAUGUCUCCCAGAUUCUCUACUUCUGUUGCACCCAGCUUC